AUGAUCUCGGGGUAUCUACAGAGCGCAGUGCUCGCGGGCCUGGAUGGCAAAAAUGGCCUUGCUGCAUGGAGAUGGGUGUUCAUCAUCGACGGCAUCAUCACCAUCAUUGUUGCCAUGUUUGGCCUGUUCUUCUUCCCCGACACGCCGAGCAGCACUUCUGCCUUUUACCUGAACGAGAUAGAGAAGCGACGUUGCGUGGAGCGCAUGGUGGAGGACGAACGGGAGGAGUCCAACAACUUCACCUGGAACUUGUUCCUGCGGGCGGUCAAGUCAUGGCAGCUCUAUGUCUUGACGAUUCUCUGGAUGUUCUGGAACACGACCGUCGGCAAAGUCUCAAACACCGUCAUGCAGCUCUGGCUCAAGUACGACCCAGACCACACCUGGUCCGUCUACCAGGUCAACAACAUUCCCACAGCCAUUAACGGCUGGAACAUCAUCCUCGUCCUGCUGCUCAACAUCUACGUCGACGCCACCGGCUACCGCAUGCGCGCCGUCGCCUUCAACCUGACCAUCAUGGUCUUUGGGACCAUCUGCCUCGUGGUCUGGGACAUCCCACUGGGCCUCAAGAUCGUCUCGUACAUGUUCGCUGGCCUCGACGGGCCUCUGUCGCCCAUCUACUAUGCGUGGGCCAACAUCCUGACGUCAGGGGACGCGCAGGUCCGCGCGCUGGUGCUGGCCAUCAUGAACUCGUGUGGCGCGGCUACCACGACGGUCAUCCAGCAGUUCCUGUACCCAACCACGGACGCGCCGUCGUUUGGGAAGGGGUUCAAGGCCAGCUUGGGGUUUGUCUGUGGAAUGUGCGUGUGGGUUGUCGUGGUGAGGCUGUUUGAGUUGCGGGUCAAGGUGGACAAGGAUUGGCUAAAGUCUCCCUUGUAA
Cryphonectria parasitica EP155 is the source of this 876-nucleotide messenger RNA. Its product is annotated as MFS general substrate transporter. Lineage: Eukaryota; Fungi; Ascomycota; Sordariomycetes; Diaporthales; Cryphonectriaceae. Gene Ontology annotation, cellular component: membrane. Bases 1 to 876 code for a protein of 291 amino acids. Gene Ontology annotation, biological process: transmembrane transport. The transcript is spliced from 3 exons. Gene Ontology annotation, molecular function: transmembrane transporter activity. The record is from RefSeq and is a predicted model, not a curated record.